Messenger RNA from Bacidia gigantensis, 540 nucleotides. RefSeq lists its product as uncharacterized. The record is from RefSeq and is a predicted model, not a curated record. Bases 1 to 540 code for a protein of 179 amino acids. NCBI's taxonomy places the organism in Eukaryota, Fungi, Ascomycota, Lecanoromycetes, Lecanorales, Ramalinaceae. The transcript is spliced from 3 exons.
AUGAAACGCACUAUGAUUGGCGAUAAAGGCACAGGAGAGCCUAUUGUUUCUGCAUUGAAUUUUCAAGAGCAUCAAGAUAGCAGCUGGCUUAAUAUCGACUAUUUCCCUGACAAUAGUAGCAUCGAGGACAAGUCCGGGUUUGGUGGUGCUAAAGACGGUCAGGCUGAAAACGGACUUCAAAAGAUGGGCCACAAUCUUGAUUGGGAUAAGGACGGGCCUAGAGACGGAAAUAGGGAAAAGCAUAGUAGGGGAGACGUUAUCGCGGAUCCAGAGAUGGAUGGCAUUGGGGUGGACGGCGGAGGGUCCUAUGGCAAGGACGAUCCCAGGGUUGGGGUUAGCGGUGAUGCUGAAGGAGAGCAGAGCUCGUCCGACGCCCAAGCCUUCCAGGCUCUAGUGUACCCCUCUCCUCACGUGGCCCGCAGAGGUCGUAGUAGACCUCGCCGUAGCCGACCUGCGAUUACGGUAAAGAACGCCAUUUGGGAGGUCACCAAAAUUGCUGGAGAUGAACAGUCGAGCGUAGGGCGGCUCUUUAAGGUUUAG